UUUAUAUAUUACUAUGAUUCAAGUAUAAAUAAUAUUAUUUUCAAAUAAUUACACCCCCCCCCCCCCAAAAAAAAGUCCUAAAAAAAUCUAAACACACUUCAUAUCUAAUGUCUAAAAAAAUAUUUUUGUAGGCCUACAAUUGUUUAGAUAGAUAGAGAGAGAGAGAGAGAGAGAGAGAGAGAGAAAGGCUUUUCGGGACUAACACAUGGUUCAAUUUUAUUUGAAUAAUUCACUUGGGCGUAGGGGUCUUUAGUAGUGUGAGGACACCGGAGGUCCCGGAGAAAACCCAAGAGGUUGGACGUACAACCGGGGAAUCGAAACCCCGUCAGUCCUAUAAUACUAGAUACGCCAUAUGCAAAGUAAAUGAAAUGAAAAUGAAAUAAAAUGGGGUUUAACGUCCUACUGUUCUGCUCCUAUACUGGGCUAAUGAAGACGGGCAUACGCCAUACAGUGUGCUAUGAGGGAAAUUUUACCCUGGCAGCGGCACUAUCGCCUACUCUUAUAUCGAAUUCCAACUGCCAGGGGAUCUUUUACGUGCAUUCCAAUAUAUACACGGGACCUUGGUUUUCCGUAUCAUCCGAAGGACUAGACAGCUGUCCUUGUCAGGCCCUCCGUCCCGCAUCAUUGACAAGGGGGAACCACGCCGGAAACCUAUGCACAGUAUUUAUGGCUUUGGGGUUAUGAUGAUUUAUAGGAGCCAAGGGUAUUUUAUAUUGGGAAUAGAUAGGCAUUAUCCAAUAAGGAGUGUGGCACUUUGGGAUUUUCAAAUUAUUAUUGAAAGGGUCCAUGGGACUGACAUUUCAAAUCUAGGCAUCACCGGAACAUUGGUUAUUUUGUGUAAUAAUUUAAAAGUUAUUAAAUACUUUUAAUAAUUGACAAUAGUUUAGUCUAGAUUAAUCGUUUGAGUCAGAAAUAUCACAUGUUUGUGACAAUUUCUCAGUAGUUUCUGUUAUCCAAAAUACCAUAAAACUACGAAAUUCAAGCGAUUUAGUUUAUCGAUAGGCCUACGCAUUAUUUCCAUUGAAGCCUGUGAGUAAAUCAAAUGCCAAGGUCACGUAAGCGACAUGCAAGUUCAAGGCCAACCAACUGAUACAUUUCAAAACAAAAAACAUGCAAUAAACGUAUUUAUUUCAUCUCUCUGCGAUUGACUGACCAUGUUCAGACAUUGUUACAACGUAUGAAACCCCCCUCAUUGGUAUUGUAACGGUUAGUUCAACCUGGCAACAGUUUUCAGUUCCGAAGCGUGUACGCUCACACCCUAUGUGACCUCACCGGAAUUGUGCACUGCGCGAGCGCAAGCAAUUUUAACUAAAAUCUAUUAAAAUUGCAUUUUAAGUUACAAUCGAUCUUCGUGAAACGCUUAAAAUUUAAAAUUUCAAUUUGAUUUUAGUUAAAAUCUGUUUUAAUGAUUUUAGUUUAAGUUUUUGUGAAACAGGGCUCAGGGGAAGAACGAUCUAAGUCACAUUUUUGUCUUUUCGCAUAAAAGGCAAAACAGACUUUUGGACGAGAAUGCUUGACGUGAACAGAACAACGAGUUGGUUUAAUUAUAACUUCAAAAUGAUGUUUAAUACAAUCAUUAUUACCAGUACAACAACUGACUUCCACUUUUCAGCCAAAUUACGGUCAAAUAAAGGGUGCGAUGAACGUAUUUGUCCAGGAGGCCAUUUCAGACGGGCCUUGGUUCGAUGUGACUCCAAUCGUUUUUACCUGAAAUUGAUUGUUCCACAGAAAGCUUAUACAAUUUUCUACCAGAUGGCGUCAUUAACUGGGGUUCAUUGAAAAAGUGACUUAGAUCGUUCUUCCCCAGGGCUCUUCAUCUGAUAAAUAAAUUAAAGAGGGUUGACUUUUGUUGAUUUUUUUCUAAGGACUUGAUGUCAUUUUCAUAGCUGAUUUCCCUAAUGCACAUAAUUAACUUCCUGAUACAUCUGCCUCAAAAUCUCAUAACAGCUGUACAUGUCAUAGUUCUUCGUGCCUGUUACUGAAAUCUUGUAAAUGCCCUACAGUGAACUAAUGUCUUUGAAGGCCUGCAACUAAUAUUUUUUUAAACUUUUUCAGAUGAAACUCAAUUAGCUAAAAGACGACAACGAAUAAGGAGUCAAACAUCACAGCCAUAUCCAUCUGUGGCCGAUUCUCCGAAUACUUGUGAAGUUACCACUAACUUUUCUUCUGAUGAAGUAUCUAGUCCAUCCCCCGGUUCCAUCUCCACCCUUAAGACUGAUACAGAUGACGAUGAAUACCCUAAACCACUAGCAUCAGAGAUCAUGUCAGGUCUUCAACUGAUGGAAAAAACAUAUACCACAGUACUGGAUGCUCCUUAUGAGGGUUCUUCAGCUGUAAAAGUUUCAGCAAAUCCUAAAGACUCCAGUGAUCUCUUUAAUUUAACUGAUAUGUUCAUUAGGCGUCUUAUUAAAUUUGGUAAAGUUUUACCUGAAUUUAAAAUGUUGUCGCAGGAGGAUCAAAUAAGCAUUCUGAAAGGUGGAAUAAUGGAGAUCUUUGUACUGCGUUCAGCUAUGGCUUUCGAUAAGGAAAAGGAGAAGUGGAAAUAUAAGGAUGAAGGGGGUAAAAAAGAAUUAGAUCCUAAAAUUAUAGCAUCUGCUCUCAGUUCUGACAUGUAUUCUUCACAUAUUCAAUUCGUAAGAUCUCUACAUGAAUUAAUUAAUAGUAACAGACUUAUUUUAAUGCUGCUCUUUAUUAUUGAAUUAUUUUCCCCGGAUCGUCCAAACUUAAAAAACAAAGAACAUGUUGCAAGAAGUCAAGAAAAAUACUCACAGUGGCUAAAGGCAUAUAUGGAAUCAGUUUAUCCGGUGCAAACAGCUAAAGUUCUGUAUCCAAAAGUGCUCAUGAAAUUAACUGAUGUUCGUAAUUUAGGAGCAGAAAGUGCUAAACUUGCUGCUCAUGUGGACAUCUCUAAACUUGCACCCCUUCAAAAGGAAAUGUUCGAUUUAGACUAAUAGUAGAAUGUAUAUAGCCAUGUAAUCUGCAUUGAUACCGGUAGUUGUUUUAACCACAAUCGUUUAAGUACAUCUACAGUACUUGCCCAUUUUUAUGUGUAACUUCAACACCAAAUGGAAUUGGGGUUAUAUUGUUUUCUUCAUGUGUUGUUUUUGUUGAUCAUAACUGUGUGUACUUGGAUAUUUUGUUACCUGGAUAUUUUGUUAUCAUCUGUUUAUUGUUGCGGUUUUGUUAGUGGCUUAGUCCCUUGCAUUGUGUUGGAAGAGUUGCUGAAAACCUUGGAGUAAAAUUCAACCUGUGAUUGUGCAUACUACUGAAUACAUCAAUACAUGCUGUUACAUUAGAAAAACAUUGAUUGUUUCCAUUGAUUUAGAUGCAGAUUAUAAUAAUAGGAAUAUUGCAAAGUAGCCUGUAGAAUUAUAAGAAUAAAAUAAACCUGUCUUUAAGGGUCAAAUAUCUUAAUCUCCUAUGAAUUUAUAUAAAAUAUUUUUGCUUUGCAUGAUAAUAAUAAAAUGAUAUUUUGUGUAAUUGUGACAGGUUAAAAUCAUCAUAGAAUUUAAAUUAGUAUUUACAACAGGGCAUGAUCUCUGAGAUAGCUUUAUAUAAUUUCAAAUCACUUAGAAAUACACAUUAGAGAUAAUAUUAGCAGUAUUUUUAUACUCCCAGAUUUUCAUGUGGACAUAUUAUGCUGUCGUCCCUGUCUGUCCAGACGUCUGUCGACAAUUUGUUUGUGGACACUCCACAGGUCACAAUUUUUAUCCGAUUUUUAUGAAACUUGAAGUAUAGAUACAUCUCCCGAAGAUCUCAGUUCCUUUCGAUAUUGGCAUGUAUCGGACCAUAACUUCAUGGGUUAUGGCCCCCGAUUGUACGAUAAAUCACGUUUUUAGCUUGUGGACACUCUAGAGGUCACAAUUAUUAUCCGAUUUUUACAAAAAAAUGUUCGAUUUUAUAACUGUUACACCAUAGUGUCAGUUGAAUUCGAAUUUCGAGAAAAUCGACCAAAAAUGGCUGCCCCUAGUACGCAAAUAAUGGAAACAUAUGAUAUAUCAAGGUUGUGGACCCUCUAGAUGUCACAAUUUUGAUCCGAUUUUGAUGAAACUUGAAAUACAUGUUUACAGCAUAUUUAUAGUGCGGCCUUUCAUAUAACAUGUUCAGGGGCACUUUACAAAGUGACAAUGUAAUCAUAAAUAAACAACAAGAUUAUUCACAUGUUAACAAUUGUAUACAGAGUCAGUUAAAAGCCUGAUUAAAUAAAUGUGUUUUAAGUUGUUUUUUAAAAGAAUAUAGAGAUGUACAACAUCUUAAACUAAAUGGUGGAUCUUGGUUCCAAUCGAUAUUCGCGUACAUCGGAUCAUAACUUCCUGAAUUAUGGCCCCUGAUUGUACAAAAAAAAUCACGUUUUAGCUUGUGGUCCCUCUAGAGGUCACAAUUUUUAUCCGAUUUAAAAAACCGUUUGAAUAUAUCACUGUUACAGCAAAAUGAUGGUUGGGUUAGAAUAGGUACACAAAUAGAGUAAAAAUAUGGUAUAUCAAGGUUGUGGAACCUCUAGAGGCCACAAUUUUUAUUCGAUUUUGAUGAAACUUUACAUUUAGGUUUAUAUCACAAAGAUCUUUGUUGCUGUCGAUAAUCGUGCAUAUCAAAACGUAACUUCCUGAAUAAUGGCGCCUGAUUUUUAAAAAAAUCGCAUUUUUAGCUCGUGGACCUGCAAGAAGUCAAAAUUUAUAUUCAAUUUUAAAAACUGUUUAAUUAUCACCGUUACACAUCAAUGAAGAUUGAGUUUGAAUUUCAUAAAAAAAUCUGACCGAAACUGCCAGACAAAAUUGCGGUGCCUUGUACGCAAAUAGUGUAAAAGUAUGUCAUACCAAGGUUGUGGACCCUCUAGAUGUCACAAUUGUUAUCAGAUUUGAUGAAACUUAAAAUAUAUCUUUAUAGUCCAAAGAUCUUAGUCCCUUUUGAUAUUUGCACAUUCCGACCAUAACUUUCCGGAAUAUGGCCUCUGAUUGUUUGAAAAAAAGCUUUUGUUUUUAGCUUGCAAAAUAUGGGCGUAUCUUACAUGGCAACUGCUGUUUGCCAUAGUAUCAUUCAUUAAUUACUUGCCUUUAAAUCAAUUAUAACCGUGCCUGUUUCUGUGUGACUGUUUAAUUUUGACCUCAUCUAUUCCCUUGAACUUUCCUUUAGUUAAUAAUAAAUCUCUUAUAAUUUCACUAACCAUUAUUGUAUUGAGUGAUAAUCAGAUUAGGACCUCUGCAUUAACUGAUGAUGUUACAACAUUAGAUUUACAUGUAAAUAUAGCAUACAACUAAAUACACACAUUGCCUUAAAUUUAUUUUUAUGUGAUUAAUCUAUACCAAAUAAUAAUAUAGUCAUAAAUUUUAAAGGAGUCUUCCCAGGGUAAACUUUGCAAGUGCUCUUGAAUAUGAAACUGAAAUGAGAAAAUGUAAAACCAUAGCCAAUUUACUUUUCUUUUAUGGUAAAAAAAAAUAUAGAGCCAGAACUGUUUUGCUGACUUAGAUAACUGUUUCAUUUAUGGCUGUAUUGGGCAUGUCGUAUGACAAGUGAUUAUAUUUUACAAACUUGAUAAGGCACUCCUGGAUAAGAUAAAAUUUAAAAGUAAAAUAUAGUCUGGUGGCCCAUUCUUCUAAAGUAAGUUUAACAUGUUUUCGGAAUAAGCAGGUGCCUUGAAUAGGAGAUUGUCGAUUUUCCCUGGAACACCUCGAACAAAUUUGUCCUGCGUCUUAUACAUUGAUGCAUCCUAUACAGUGGAAAAUACAGUAUUCUGUUUAUUAAUUUUUUUGAUGUGUUUUCAAAAUAAAACUUUAAAAAAUAAUUGAAGUGACAAAAGUGGUUGCCAACCACACCUGAAACAUACCCAUUUGUAUUCCUUUAAAUAAUUUUCACAAAACAUCAAAUGUAAGUCAUCUUAAAGGUUUGAUAAACAGACUGGUGCGUAACAUCCUAAUUUUGUGUACCACCCAUGAAAAUGGUAAAUCUUAGAACUUUUCACACUAACCUAACCAGUUUUAUUCAUCAAAUCUAGGACAUUGGGAUGGCUCCUUCAAAAUCGGUACCAGUAAUGUAACAGUUUUGAUAAGAUGCGCCAAAUGUAUAUCAGUGGUUUUAUGUUUAGGAAGUAUCAUGUUUUAAAUGUUUUAUUCACGUAACUAUCAGAUGUUUAUUACAUUAACAUGUAAUUGAAAUAUAUGACAAGUUGUUAAACUGUUUUCUCUAUUUAAAUGUGUUGAUUUAAAGUCAUGAAUUUAACAUUUUUGUGAUCUCUGUCUGAAUCAUUCGGUCAUUUCUUUAUCAUUCCCUGUUGUAUGUAAAGUACUGAUUAAAAUGAUGCUAUUCUGGUAAACUUUAAUUACAUUUGACAGGUCAACUGUAUAUAUCUGCACACAAGAAUAUAAAUAUUUGUGAAUAGAGACAUUUUCUAUACCAGUGAAUCCCAUUGAUUUUUUUGUCUUAGAGUAUUAAUAGUAUUAUAUAGCCUUGUUUUGCCUUGUGAUAAAAUAUAGAUAAGUAGAAUGUAAAUGCUUUUACUUAUAUUUUAUAUAGUAUAGGUCAUAUACAGAGAUACACAAAAAAACAUGGUUAUUUUUUUUCAGAGGUGGAAACUUGAGUCUGACAUAGUCGCGUCACAGCUCGACUCGAAAUAUUUGUCUCGACUAGACUAGGACUUUGGCAGACGUGAAAGUUUUAAGAACUAAGACGGUUAGGUGAAGAACUCUAAAUUGUCUUUUUCGCCAUGGCCUUGAUGGUCAUGACUCAUUUGAUGAACUGGCGAUUUGAACAGGACUUGUUGUUUGUGAAGACUUGGGAUUUGACUCAACUCUCCCUGAAAGUCAGUGACUUGGGAAACCACUCUGACUUAAGGAGCAACGACUUGGGAUUCGAUUCGGACUACAGGUCCCGCAACUUGUUUCCACCCCUGUUUAUUUUUCACCCCUGAUGCCCACUAACAUAUAAAGUAAGCGCAGGGGGACAGCACCACACAUAAUUUACACAAAAACAAAACCACUGACAAGAAACAAUACGCAGAAAUCACAAACAAACAAACAUAUCAAAGUAAGUGGAUGGAUCUGGGGGCUAGCCGUAAGCAUCCACUGUGCUGUACAGUCCAGGGCCUGAAGUGAUGCACACUUCACUCAAAUUUAAAAACAAUUAGGAAUAUAACCCAGAGAAACCAUUAAGUAAUGCCAGCAUGAGUCAUGAUCUGCUAUAUGUUACAAGAAAUAUGAAGUAACCACAUAAGUGAAAUGUAUAAAAAACCAAGUAGUCUAAAACUAAAUGUUUUAAGUCAAGUGAGAAACAUUUUUAGUAUUCAAUAGAAUCGAAAUAUAUUGAAUAUAGUCAGGUCAUAUGUUCCAUUUACCACAAAAACAGAGUAAAAAAUAAAACAAAACCGAAUACAAAGAAGUAAAUGAGAAAAUGUAAACCGUCUCGAAAGACAGUCGUCUGCUGACUGAAUGACGUGACGUAAAAGGCGGUAGGUUGCCAAUGAUGUCAAGAUUUGAAAAUGCAAUAAAAACCACAAUAAAAAGGGUGAUAAUCCAGAUAAGAUAAUGCCAAAAGGUUGAUAAAACAUCAAUUUAGGAACUAAUCGGAAUUAUUCAGCUAUGUAAUUGCACAAAAUAUAAUACGUAAUACCCCUACAAGAGAACUAGUACCAGUAUAUGUUAUUGUUAUUUCAACCCUAUGUAAAUGCCAGGAUAUAUAUUAUUCCAUUUGUGUCAAUAAAUAUUGAGGAAAAUUAGGUACAGAGCAAGGAAGAAAACAAAAACUAUCUGUAACUCUUUGAAAGAAAAUUUCUUCGUCCUUUGGCUAUGACAAUAGAUAUUAUUUUCCUCACUUGGAUUUGAGGGUGAGGCUAGUGUUGGAUGUGAGGAAGGAUAUUGUCAUCAAUUUGUAAAAAAAAAAAUGUUUCAUGUAUGAAUGAGGAAGAUAUUUUUCUAAUUUGGGGUGAGGAGACAUAUUUUCUAACUUGAGAGGGGAGAAGUAAAGUGCAGGUCACAGGGACAGGGAUGUGAGGAAUAACAAAAGGCAUAUUGAGUAAAAAAAGGUACAUUGUGGAAUGAGACAAACUCCUGGUUUAACUGAUAAAUAACGACCUGUAUGAAUUAGUACGAUUUUUUAUCCAGUUUGUUUGAGUAACUCCACUUGUGUCACAAAUGAAAAGUGUGGGUACAAAUGGAGUGUAAGAUAGGUUUGCAUGGAUAAUAUUUCUGUUUACAGUACAAAACAAUUGAUUUAUAUUAAAAUAACAUGCUAUUUCACAGUCAACAUAAUAUUUUUCAUUUAUCUUUAUGUAUGGUUUUAUCAACUUUUAUAGCUAAUCCAUACAUAAAUGAAUUAGUCAAAUUAAUUAAAGUGUGUAUUAAUAACUCUCCAGAGACAAAAAUAAUUUUGAUUUAUUACUAUGUUUAUUUGUUCAAAUAGACAAGCCUUCAAAUACAAUUUUAUAAAUCCUGCCAUUGUAUAUUCUUUAUGUAAUAAUUAUUAUUUUAUACUAAAAUAGUUUCAACCAUGUUCAAUUCCAAGUACAAAUCACCUACAGACAUGUUUAUAGAUUAUGGGGAGUAGCUAUUAUAGCAUGAGCUCAUGGUUUGUGUUAUAAUCAGUGAAUGAAAAUUACCUUUAUGGUGUCUUGAUUUGUUAACUAAAAGUGGAAUGUGGAAAAUAUAAUACUAGUUAUAGUGAAUAGAAUAUAAAGAAUCUUCAAUGUGGACGUUUUAUGUCGUCACCCCGGUCCGUCGAAGUGUCCGUUCAUUUUAAUCCAAUUUUGAUGAAACUUGAAAUAUAUCUUUAUAUCCCAAAGAUCUCUGUUCCUUUCAAUACCGACAUGUAUCAGACCAUAACUUCAUAGAUUAUGGCCCCUGGUCGUAUGAAAAAUCACAUUAUUAGCUUGUGAACUCUCUAAAGUUCACAAUUUUUAUCCGAUUUUCAUGAAACAUCAAACAUAUGUUUAUAUCCCAAAGAUCUCUGUUCCUUUUGAUAUUUGCUCAUUUUAGACAGUAACAUUCUGGAUUAUGACCCCUGAUUGUAAGAAAUAUUGUUUUUUCAGCUUGUUCUCUGUCCAUCACUUGCAAAAUUUGGGCGUAUAUUGCAUGACAACCACUUGUUUAUUUUAAGUAUGAAAAUGUUUGUUUAUUUGACUGGUGUUACAUUAGCAUCGGGGGGACAGUUGGUUGUAUUGUAUUUGAAUCAAUAUCCCAACAAGUAUAAUUAUUAAUGCAAUUAAAUCAACAAACUAUGUACUGUGGUUACAACAGAUUUCACAUCAAUCACUAUUAUCAACCAAUCUCAGAUGUGAUUUAAAUGAUUACUAAAGAUUGCCAUGUGAUUAACUAUCCAACAGUUGUCUAGACACUUCCUGUACAAAAUUUAAAUGGUUAGUGUUAUUGGUUUAUAUGUUCUACAAAUAGCAUUUAUCUUUUAGAAAUGAAAAUUGGUUUAUUCAUAUUUCUCUUUGAACAAUUUAUUUUAAAAACAUAUUAAGUACAUUAUAAUCCUGCUGGAUGAAAACAGAAGAGAGCUGACUUGAUAUCAAAUGUUGACAGAUUUAAUUAGAACAAGAGUUUGAUGACUCUGGUCUGACAACUUAUUAUCAUGUCCACUAUGAUCCUUUUCUGUCAAAUCCAAACAUUUUUGCUACAGGAAAAUUAUAAGAAUUCAGACUAGUAAUCACAAAAUUACUAAAGGAUUAGUCCUACAAUACAAGUAUAUAUGCCAAAUUAACAUUGUCUUGUUACUGUUAGUGUACAUUUAAAGGUGACAACAACAUAUAUUUUAUUCACAGGUCUUCAAAUUCCAUUAAAUUAUACAGAAAUGAUAAAAUUUUGCAAAUUAUCAUAAAAUUGCCUCGUUAUAUUACAGGCCGCUGUCUAAAGUUCACGCAUCAAAAGCGUUUACUAGAAUUAAUUUUGUUUGAAUGUGAAACCAUGUAUAGUGUGAAAUAACAUCUAGGGCCUACAUGUUGUAUUGUGCCUUUAAUAAUUAAUUUAAUUAUAUACAUUGUUUUUCAUUGUAUGUGAAGUAGGAUAUUAAUCAAUUGGACAUACAUUAAUUCAAUAAUUAUGUUCAAUAUAAUUAUCAUCUAAUUACUGAUACAUGUUUAGUGUAAUAAAUGUUAGCACAAUGAAGAACUAGAAAACAAUAAAAUUUUAAUUUUUACUGAUACUGGUAAAUACUUCAAUGCUUGUUACUCUUGGUCAGUUUUUAGUGUCUUGUGAAUGUUCCCAUUACCUGCAAAUGAAUUAAUCUGCGACAAGCUUUGUGGACUGCUUGGGCAACUUAUUUGCUGCAGGUAUAAUAUGUUUCUUUACAUGGCUAUUUAUAACAUUUGAAUUUUGUGAGACUAUUCAUUAGGCAUGAAAACAGGGUAUUGAAUUUUAAAUAUUUUGUAUAAAUUGUAUCAUUAUUUUUACAUUCACAAUUUAACUUUUAAAACUUCACAAUAGAUUUGUUAAUCUUGCUCCAAAUGAUUUUACUGCUAAUGGGCUUAUAAUAAGGAGGGCUGACUGUGGAAAGGUUACUUUGCGGGGCUUGUUCUUGUUGACAAUGAUUUUAGAGCUAGUAUGCACGAAUUGGUUGUUAAAGGGGGGGCUAUACUAUAUACCGGAAAACACCGGAAAACUACCGGAAAACACCAUGUUAUACUGAAUACGGGAAAACACCGGAAAGCACACUAAAUACCGGAAAGCACACUAAAUACUGGAAACCACCCUAAAUAGGUAACCCGGAGAAGGGCUAUACUGUAAACCGGAAACUAACCCUAACCCUAACCCAGCCCACAGAGGACCAGGCUCCCGGUUACCUAUUUAGGGUGCCAGUCUCCGGGUUACCUAUUUAGGGUAUUUUCCGGUAUUUAGUGUGUUUUCCGGUAUUUAAUGUUUUUCUAGUGUUUUCCGGUAUUCAGUAUAAAAUGUGUUUUCCGGUAUAUAGUAUUGUGGGGGGGGGGGGGGGCGGCUAGGAAGCUUUCUUUGAAAUUGGUUAAGAUUGAUUUUCUCCCAUCGACUGACAUUUGGCUCGUAUUCUAAAGCUACACAAACUGACAUCAAUGACUUUACUCUUUAUCAAAAUUUAUUCAGUUUUUUCUAGUCAAACAUGAUUGUCUUGCAAAGAUCCUGAUCACAUAAGAGGUAAGAGUGAUAUUUACACUUUGUGUGUGAUGCACAAAUAUUUAAAUCUGCCUUGUGUAUUUUUCACAAAAUACAAGAAAAAAAAUUCUCUGGUAAACAGUUCAAUCUGUAAUGUUUGGUUUGUACUAUAUCUUUUGAAAACAGUUAAACAGGAUUAUUGAUUUGCUAGUACAUGUUUAAUACAGUAGGUGUGGCAACAGGACUAUAUUUGUUUUAUGAAGGCAUUUUAUAAAAGGUUUCGUCAAGAACAACUGGAAACAGAAAUUAGAGAACCUAUAUUUGUGUAUUUUUGAUGGACAUGCCCUUUUCUAUUUAAGAAUAUUUUUAUUGUUGAAAUAGAGCCCUACUGGUGUUAGUGUAAAAAGGGCAAUUUUCUUUCCCCUUAUUGAUACCAUGUAUAUUGAAUAACCAUAUGUGAAGAACGAACUGUUGAUAUUUAAUUGUUGAAAUACAUCUUUUAGUGCUAAUUUACAUGAUAUAUCUUAUAUAUUUAUUCAUAUACUGAUAUAUGUUUUUAUCUUAUUAUUGUGUUUAUAAUUAGAAUCAAAAUGGAUUUUAAGUUUGAUUUGAAGAAAAAAUUACAAAUGGCAUACAAUUUCCAAGAGAACUUACAGUAGUAUAGAUUAGUUCUAUGUAGGCCUAUCCUUGUUAUUAUUGUUAUUUUUAUACACAUCAAUUGAAAUGUGGUUGUCUUUAAUUGUUGUUAAUUCAUCAUCCAUCCACCCAUAUGGACGCUCCAUGUUAUUAUUGCAUCUUUUUUUAAAUUUAUAUGUAUUGUUUAUAUCCAAUUAUUACAAUUAAAGUUAUUGCCUUUGAAUGCUAUAGAAGCUAACAUUAGCAUCUGAUUGACUUCAAAUUUUACUUAGUAGUUACGAUUACUAGACAAUGACUUGAAAUUUGUUGUUAAAUUAUCUAUGUUAAUGACAUAGAUAAUGUCCUUGAUCCCUUUGUAAAUAGAGGCAACAGGGGCGAGGUGAUUCAUGAUUUUGCAUGAGGAACCAAAAACAAUAUUUAUAUGUGUUUGUGGGUGAGGGGGUGGGGUGGCACUGGUGGCAGUCCAUUCCAGUGCCACUGGGUAAUAUUGGGCCGUGUCGAACAUGCUAGAGUCGAUUUAUAGCAUAUAUAUCUGACCUACGGUAUAUGUUUGACACUGGUUGAGCAUUAUGAUUACGAUUAUAAUGUUGAAAAAGCAUUGAAACUACGUGAUUUUUUUCCUUUUGCGAGGAGACGCAAAAACUCAAGUGGGCGCAAAAACUCAAAACCAUGACGCAAAGCUCGUCAUUGCAUCCCUCUCACUUAGCCCCUGAGAAGCAAAUGGGGCUCAUUUUUAUGUACUGUAUUUUUCGGUGCAAUAGGCGCUGGAUUUUUUGUGUAUGAAAAUGAAAAGGCGAAUUUAAUUUCAACAAUUUUUGAAAAUUACUUUCUUGUGGCCUAUCCAACAGCUAAAGGUAUCACCUGAUUAACUUGAAAGUUAAUAUUGUUAUAUAAUUAUUAAUGGAGAAUAUGUAUUAAAGGCCAGAAGAUGUUCUGAUGGAACUGAAAGCACUAGACGCAUAAUAUUGUGUUUCUUUCUUCAACAUUUUAGUUUUCAUAUAUAUAUACAUAACUGUAAAAUCUUUAGACAAAACAAAUUCUAAAUUGUUUGCAUUCAUUUUUGCAGGGUUAGAUAAGUUAUUGUAGGUUGAAGUUUCCUUUUCACAUGGGAGUAUAAAGUAGAUUUAUCUUAAUUUCUUAAUUAUCUUUGUCUAUUUUAAUGAAUAAAAAAAACCACAUUGCUAAUCUGUGUAUAUUGCCUGGUUUUUUUAUUGUUCUAUUCUUCAUAAAUAAUUGAUGUCUAGUCUGUUACCUUCUAUUUUUGAUGUUAAUAUUAGGCUUUGGUUUGUACAUGUCACAUGUUAAAUACAGACACAGACCAUAAAUAUUGAAAAACAAAUGACGUUUUGGAUUUUUUUGCUAGCUCAGUUUAUUCAUCCGUUUAUUUUAUGCACUUUAUUGUAGUCUGAUAUAAAUGUAUACAUAUAACAUUUCUGCUGUUUAAUUUAUUGUACAUGUAAUCUGAUCUUUGAUAUGCAUACACAUAGCAUUUCUGCCAUUUACUUAAUGGUCUACUGCAGAAUAUUGAUUUGACACAUUUUUCUAACUCAUAUAAUUAGUCUUGAUAAUCAAACCUUCAGCUCUAACCAUGAUGGUCUGGAACCAUUGUAUAAAUUUUCAAACAUACAUGUAUCUAUAGUAUAUAGCUGAUCAUAUUUUUAUCCGCCCACGUGGAAAUAGGGUUGUAUAUUGCUGUUGGCCCUGUUGGGAACAUUCUACAGACUACAUUUAUCAUCUGAUUGCUUUGAAAUUGAUAUGUUGGUUACAUUAGAGAGAUGAAGACGCCUAUUUAUGGCGCUUGUUUCACUUAACUGAAUGUUGUGAAUGGUCUAAUGACAAAAGUAAUCAUCAGAUCUGUAUGAAAUUUAUAUGCAUCAUCCCGUCUUCAUUAGCUCGGAGCAGAACAGUAGGAUGUAAAACCCCUUUUCAUUUCAUUUCAUUUAUAUGCACCAUUUAAAUUAGUAAAAUGAAGAAACCGAUUGAAUUUCAGCUAUUUCUGUGAACCCUUAAACAACAAAAAUUAUAAUCUGAUCUGUAUGAAAUUGUCUUGUAAAUGCCGCCCUUUAGUGACGAAAGAAUAAAUAUGCGACAACCCUUGUCAUCUGCUCAGAUGAUUUAGCUAAUGUGGGCGUAUGUUUAGUUGCCUGGCAACCUAUCGUUUGCAGUGAUUUAGGUAAAUAAUACAAUUUAUUUCACAUAUCUAUAUUUAUUCUCAAAUUGUUAAUAAUAACCAUUAUAGUUAAUGUUUUUGACAUUCAUUUUUUUCAUUGUCUGGUAAUUAUCUCCCUUAUUUGCAAACCCUGUUUUGACAUUAUGAUUAUAGUCUACUGUUGCUCAGGAGCCACAAUGGCUCAGUGUGUAAGACGUUGUCCCGCUAACCUGGAGGUCCCGUGAUAGAUCCCUGCCUUGGACGAGAAAGUUCAUCAGAAUUUUCCAGUGUGGGUACUCCUUGUCAGUGGCAUGCAUGUUAAAGAUCCCUUGGCAGUAGGAAUUUGAUGUAAAAGUAGGCCAUAGUGCCGCUGUUAAGGCAAAAUUCCCCUCAUAGCACACUGUAUGGCGUAUGCCCGUCUGCAUUAACCCAGUUGGAACAGAACAGUAGGAUGUUAAACCCCAUGUCAUUUUUCAUUUCAUUUCUAAUGUUACUGGUCACUUCUUCAGGAUAGCUAGUUUCCCGUAUUACAUGCAUUAUAGUUUUAGGUGGGUUUUGGGGGGUUUUUUUAGAAAAAGGAUGUGGGCUCCAAUGUUGUAUUUAAUACAUUCUUUCCUACUCUGUUAUAAAGCAUUGACCUAUUUCAUCUGAAUGUCAUUGCCUUUUGCAUGUUUUUUUAUAGUUAUGUCAUGCUGAUGAGACAAAAAAACAAAAAAAAACCUAUCUUAAACAGAAAAGAGAAUGAAGUAUUUUUUUAUUUAUUUUCUUCAUCGUAAUUACAUUCUGUAGUUUCCAUAAUCGCCAUUUAGAAAUAAUAAGCUUUACAAUUGAUUGCAUGAGUUAAAAUGGCUAUCACUGUACAUAUUACACCCGAAUUUCAUUUUCCUUGCUCCAAUACUCUUCUAGGCCAUCAAAACAAAUUACUACCUAUACAAAGCACUUUUAAGUCGCAUUUAGUCUAAGGUAUUAUUCACAUAAAAAAUGUUAAAAUAUUAUAAAAUCUGGGUUACGUAGUGCACAGGGAUGUUUUUUCAGAUUGUUUAUUUUAUUUAAACUGUUCAAAACCAGUUUAUAAAUAUUGACUGAUUACUGUUUGUUAUAUACAUGUAUAUAUGCAGAAGCAGUAUAUGGGGCAUUCAACUUGAGCUAGAAAUGUGAUAGUGGAAAGUAUAUUCAUCAUAUGACAAAUGUAGUUUGCUUCUACUCUGCUGUUGUUUUGACAUGUUACUUUAAACCUCAAGUAAUUUGCUCUCUCAAGCCCAAAUAAAGUACAAAUGUAUAUUAAUUCUCUAAGCUAGUAUGCAGGUAGUUACUAAAGUAACUAGUAUGUUGGUACCUAAACCUUAAAGCUGCAAUUUCAUAUUUUUAAGUUAUAUUUUUAAAAUUUAUUAAAAUAAAGCCUUAAAAUAGAUGGUAUCUAUAAACAGUCCUACCUUGUUAAAGAAUAAUCCUAUUAAUCCUAUAAUUUACUAUUGCCAGUUGAGAAAUUGGCAAAAAUAUCAUUUUCAACUUUAAAUUCAAACGUUUGAAGAUAGCUAUUCCAUGGGGGGGAAUAGAAAAACAAGGGAGGUAAUUGUGUUAUUAUUUCCGGGGUCAAAGGAUUUUUAAGAGGGAUAAUAAUACCUAUAAUCGUAUAAUAGUGAGUUGACAACCUAUUGAGCAAAAAACAUGGAAAUAAUUAUGUUUUGACUUUCUUAGAAAAUAUGAAAUUAUCGCUUUAAGUAAUUAUUGUUUACUCAAGCGAAAAUAAAGUAAAAAUAUGUAUAUUAAUUCUCUAAGCUAAUAUGGUACUGAUCCAUGAUGUCAUCAAGAAAAAAAAAUAUACUUAUAGGUUACAUUAAAGGGGAAUCCUAGUCUUACCAGAUAUAUUUUAUUUACGAUAAAACGACGAUCUGUACUUUGGGUUGAGCAUGUCUAAAAUGCCCACAUUGUCGUCACCCCUGUCUGUGUGUCUAUAAUUUGUUUGUGGACACUUUACAGGUCACAAUUUUAAUCCAAUUUUGACGAAACUUGAAAUAUAGAUUUAUCUCCUUAAGAUCUUGGUUCCUUUCGAUAUUGGCAUGUAUCAGAUUCAAACUGUAACUUCAUGGAUUAUGACCCCUGAUUGUGCGAAAAAUCAUUUUUUAGAUUUUGGACACUGUAGAGGUCACAAUAUUUAUACGAUUUUGAUGAAACUUGAAAUAUAUGUUUAUAACCAAAAGACCUUGGUUACUGCUGAUAUUCGUGCAUAUCAGAUUGUAAUUUCCAGGAUUAUGGCCCCUGAUUGUACAGAAAAAAUCACAGUUUACGGUAUCGUCCUUCUAGAGGUUAAAAUUUUCAUUUGAUUUUAAAAAAAAAACAUUGUUCUAAUAUAUAACCGUUUACCAUAAUGACGAUGGAGUUUUGAUUUUGUGAAAAUUGGAGCAAAACUGCUCAACAAAAUGGGCGUUCCUUGUACACAAACUGUGUAAAAGUAUGGAAAUAUGAGGGUUGGGAACCCUCUAGAGGUCACAAUUUUAAUCUGAUUUUGAUGAAACUUAAAAUAUAUGUUUAUUUUCCAAAGAUCUUGGUUCCUAUCGAACUGUAACUUUCUGAAAUUAUGGCCCCUGAUGGUAUGAAAUAGUGUUUUUUUUUAGCUUGUGGUUUUGAUAAAACUUAAAAUAUAUGUUUACAUCCCAAAGAUCUGGGUUCCUUUUGAUAUCCGCACAUAUCGAACCGUAACUUUGCUUUUUUUUUAGCUUAAAAGUAUGUAAUACCAAGGUUGUGAAGUGAACCCUCUAUAGCUAGAUGUCACAAUUUUUAUAUGAUUUUGAUAAAACUUAAAGAUAGGUUCCCGCGUACAAACUGGGUGAUUUAAUGGUAUAUAUGGACUAAAAACAUAUUCAAAGUAAUUUAUUUGUCAUAAUUUUGCUUCAAAUCCUUCUCAAACAUUGUAAUUGCGAAGGAAUGUCCUGCUAUUAAAAUUUGAUCAAACCGGGUCACGUUUACGUCACGUGACUUACCUCUCUUGGAAGUCAGAAGAGAAUUCAUUACAUACACAAGACGAUGUUGUCUUUAAUCGCUUACUAUUUAUUACAAAUAUCGAAUCCUAAAUAAAUUAUCAGAUUUUCCGUCAUUUUUAUCUCGGAAAGUGUUGUACGUCUAACUCUUCAUAAAGUUUAUCAACUUGUACAUCAAGCACUCAUUGUUUACGUGUGACCCUUGACAUCACGCGUGCAGAAAUUCCUAAUCGUCGGGCUGUUGAUUAGGGGAACCCUUACAUUUUUGUCCUGUUUACGCUCCAUGAGUGUUUUUCGGGGAAUCCAGUAUUUUUCUAGUAAGAUUGGAUAUCUCUACCUUCCAUAUAUACCAAAAUAACCAUACUUUUAUUGGAAAUAACCACCCGAUAAAUACUUUUCUGGAAACCCAUCUUUAACCCAUGUUUAUAUCCGAAAGAUCUGGGUUCCUUUCGAUAACCGUGCAUAUCGGACCAUAACUUUGCUUCUCUUUUCUUAGCUUGUUCUCUGUCCAUCCCUUGCAAAUUGUUGGUGUAUCUUUAAUGGCAAACGCUUGGUAAUACUAGAUUCUAGUAAGGCUUUCCUUUAAGGCUUUUAAGUUAAUUAUACAAGUCGAGUGUUUAAGUUUUCAUAAUAACUGGAGUACAACAGGUGCUUAUCACUGAAAUUGAAUGUGUGCUCUUAAAAGUGUUACAAUUAAACAUGGACCAUAAAAGCUGGGGUAUUUGCAUAAACAAGGUAUAAACAUGUGGCUUUUUGAAUAUGAAUAAAUAGUAAUGUGCAUAUAGUUACUUGUUGAUAUUUUGCAUUUAUUUUAGAGAAUAUUUUUAAUCAAUUAGAAUGCUGAUUAGGGUUGUGUGAAAAUGAAAUUUUGUUUUGUUUGGAUAAAACAGCAAUAACUAAAGUUGAACGACUUAAAUGUUUAAAAAUUCAGUGGUUUUUGAUCAAAUAGAACAUCCAUUCUUGACUAUAUCAAUAUAAACAUUGUAGGAAUUUCUUUCUGGUUUAAAUAAAUACUACAAUGGAUAUUGAUAUUGCACAUUUUAUAGUUACUAUCAAUCUUAUCAGUCUUUUUAGUCGUAUAAUGUAUUGGUGUGUUGAUAAAAAUCACAAGAUCUGAAUGUAUGCAAAUUAUAUAGCCCAAAAAAUAUUUGUUAACUUAAAGUAGCUAAGUCCGUAACCCAACAUCAUCCAAAAUCUUCGACAUUGAAAACACGACUUUUUUUGCAAUUUAAAUCAGCAUUGGUGUGGUGAUGUUACCUUGAAAAUAUGGGCUUCUGAUAUCCAAUAUUUCAGACAAAAUAAACAUUUUACCAUUGGUACACGAAUCGUGUACCAUAAUGCGUUUCAGUGCAAUUUGUAACAAUGUGCUCAAAGAAUGAGGCUAGACAUAUAUUCCACAUGUCAUAUCAAACGGUAAUGCCAUAUUCUUAUUUGUAGAGCAUGCACAAUAAAUACUAUCGAUGUUGACUGGAAUAACCAGACGCUAGAAACUGACUUUCGGUGGAGACUUCUGGCGUAUAUCGCCGAACAUAACUGAUGACAAUUCACAGUAAAAUAGAAACGAUUGAAUGUAAAACAGUUUAUAUAAAUUCCUAUUAUAUUAUUAUAUGUGUUGCGACCCAUUUGUGCCAAUUUCUAGCUCCAAAAUAUUACCGAUUUAGCUCCUUUAAACAUGCAAUUGGUCCUUUUGGAGUGAGUUUUGAAUGUUCUAGUUGGGCACAUCUGAAGACACAAAACAAAUUCCAGAUUUAUGAGUGGACAAUUGUAUAGUCAUCGCUGAAGUUAAAGAUGCCCACGUAUAAACUAUGUAAUUUCAUGAUAUAUUGGACUAAAAAAGUAUUCAAACUAAUUUAUCCAUAAAAAGUUGGGUGUUUUUGAGGAAUCCAAUAUUUUUAUAGUAAGAUUUGGUGUUUCUACUUUCCAUAUACAUUGUAUACCAAAAUUACCAUACUUUUAUUUAAAAUAUUUUCCCAAUACAUAUUUUUGUGGGAAUGUAUUUUUAAGGCUGUUUAUAUAUUAAUUAAGGCAGGUACUUUUAUAAUGUUCUUGUUUUGUUGAUGAGCAAUAGAUAAUUAGAUUUUUGCAGUAUUACAUAAACUGGUGUUUACAUAUUUUGUAUACAGUCAAAUAGUUUCAGAUGUAAAGUUUUCAUUGAUUUGCAACAUUUUGCUAACACACAAUUAGCAAAGUGGAAGUUGGCUUGGCAGGAGCUAGGGAGAUUGAGAUUUUCUCAUCCCCAAAUGCUGAAAAGAUGAGGUGUGAUCGAGUCCCUCUCCAUUAAGGAUUGCACUUACAUAUUUAGAUUGCUUUAAAUAAAAACAAAAUAUAAAAAUCACAAUCCAACUGCCCAUCCCUCCACCCCCAACACAUACACAUUCUAGUAUAAUAUCAAGCUCUGUCUAAGAAUACUCCAAAUAAAGCCAAAAUAUUAAC
Messenger RNA from Patella vulgata (common limpet), 19244 nucleotides. Its product is annotated as nuclear hormone receptor HR96. The transcript is spliced from 2 exons. NCBI's taxonomy places the organism in Eukaryota, Metazoa, Mollusca, Gastropoda, Patellidae. The coding region runs from base 2262 to 2951 and encodes 229 amino acids. Gene Ontology annotation, biological process: cell differentiation; negative regulation of transcription by RNA polymerase II; positive regulation of transcription by RNA polymerase II. The record is from RefSeq and is a predicted model, not a curated record. Gene Ontology annotation, molecular function: nuclear receptor activity; zinc ion binding; RNA polymerase II cis-regulatory region sequence-specific DNA binding.